AUGGAAGGUGGUGGAGGGGGGUCCAUGGAAGGUGGUGGAGGGGGGUCCAUGGAAGGUGGUGGAGGGAGAGCCAUGGAAGGUGGUCUAGGGAGAGCCAUGGAAGGUGGUGGAGGGGGGUCCAUGGAAGGUGGUGGAGGGGGGUCCAUGGAAGGUGGUGGAGGGAGAGCCAUGGAAGGUGGUCUAGGGAGAGCCAUGGAAGGUGGUGGAGGGAGAGCCAUGGAAGGUGGUGGAGGGAGAGCCAUGGAAGGUGGUGGAGGGGAGUUCAUAGAAGGUGGUGGGAGAGCAAUGGAAGGUGGUGGAGGUAGAGCCAUGGAAGGUGGUGGAGGGAGAGCCAUGGAAGGUGGUGGAGGGAGAGCCAUGGAAGGUAGUGGAGGGGGGUCCAUGGAAGGUGGUGGAGGGGGAAUCAUGGAAGGUGGUGGAGGGAGAGCCAUGGAAGGUGGUGGAGGGAGAGCCAUGGAAGUUGGUGGAGGGGGGUCCAUGGAAGGUACAUCAUAG
Messenger RNA from Oncorhynchus kisutch (coho salmon), 495 nucleotides. RefSeq names its product glycine-rich cell wall structural protein 1.0-like. The transcript has a single exon. The coding region runs from base 1 to 495 and encodes 164 amino acids. The record is from RefSeq and is a predicted model, not a curated record. NCBI's taxonomy places the organism in Eukaryota, Metazoa, Chordata, Actinopteri, Salmoniformes, Salmonidae.